Messenger RNA from Erigeron canadensis, 2007 nucleotides. Its product is annotated as trans-cinnamate:CoA ligase, peroxisomal-like. The record is from RefSeq and is a predicted model, not a curated record. Bases 133 to 1881 code for a protein of 582 amino acids. The transcript is spliced from 2 exons. NCBI's taxonomy places the organism in Eukaryota, Viridiplantae, Streptophyta, Magnoliopsida, Asterales, Asteraceae.
CAUAUACACAUCUAGCAAUAUAUCUCUCUCAGAGUUACAUACGUUUUCUGCAACUUCUAGUUUAAUAUAAGUUACUUCAAAAUAUAUAUAUAAUAUAUAUAUAUACACGAAUUACUUUAGGGUAAGGCAUCAAUGGAUAGACUUACAAAGAGUCAAGCAAACUAUGUACCUCUUACUCCUCUCACUUUCAUCAAAAGAGCUUCCAUGGUUUACUCAAACCGAACUUCUGUUAUAUAUGAAGGUGUUGGCUUCAACUGGCGCCAAACUUAUGACCGAUGUUGCCGUCUUGCUUAUUCCCUUCGGUCCCUUAAUGUUGUCAAGAAUGAUGUGGUAUCUGUGCUAGCACCAAACGUACCUGCAUUAUAUGAGAUGCAUUUUGCAGUGCCAAUGGCAGGAGCUGUGCUUAAUGCGAUUAACACAAGAUUAGAUGCUAAAAACAUAGCCACCAUUCUCCGUCAUUCCGAAGCCAAGGUGUUGUUUAUCGACUAUCAAUACGUUCCCAUAGCAUCCGAGGCACUACGCUUGCUGAUGGCUGGUUUGAAUGACAGCUCUUCAUCAGCCCAAUCAUGUGCUAUGCCGUUGGUUAUUGUCAUUGAUGAUAUUUACAAGCCAACCGGGGUUCGUCUUGGCGAUUUGGAGUAUGAACAACUUAUCAAACACGGUAAUCCCAUGUAUCAAGGUGAAGAUGUUGAGGACGAGUGGGAUGCGAUUGCCCUCAAUUACACAUCCGGCACAACAUCUGCUCCCAAGGGGGUGGUUUAUAGCCACCGUGGUGCGUUUCUGAGCACCAUGAGUUUGAUUCAGGGGUGGGAAAUGGGUACCGAGGCGGUGUACCUCUGGUCCCUCCCGAUGUUCCAUUGCAACGGGUGGACCUUCACCUGGGGCGUGGCAGCCAGAGGGGGCACCAAUGUGUGCAUACGCAACACGUCCGCUGAUGAAAUGUAUCGGAGUAUCUCUCAACACAAGGUGACACACAUGUGUUGUGCCCCUAUUGUUUUUAACAUACUCUUGGAGGCCAAGCCCCAUGAGCGAUGUGAAAUAACCUCCAAGGUUAAUAUCCUCACAGGAGGGGCGCCUCCACCCGCGGCCCUCCUGGAGAAGAUGGAAGCCCUUGGAUUCCACAUCAUGCAUGCUUAUGGCCUCACUGAGGCUACUGGGCCUGCACUAGUUUGCGAGUGGCAAACAAAGUGGAACCAACUUCCUAAGGAUCAACAAGCAAGAUUGAAGGCCCGCCAGGGUGUCGGCAUACUGACGCUGGCAGAUGUGGAUGUCAAAAACAAGGACACUAUGGAAAGUGUUCCACAUGAUGGGACCACCAUGGGAGAGAUUGUAUUAAGAGGAAGUAGCAUUAUGAAAGGAUACUUAAAAGAUGAGAAAGAGACUGCAAAGGCAUUCCAUAAAGGAUGGUUUCUAACCGGUGAUGUUGGGGUUAUUCAUCCGGACGGAUAUCUCGAAAUCAAAGACCGAUCAAAGGAUGUUAUCAUCUCAGGUGGCGAAAAUAUCAGUAGUGUCGAACUCGAAUCCAUCUUGUUCAAACACCCGGCCAUACUCGAGGCAGCUGUGGUGGCAAUGCCCCAUCCAAGGUGGGGAGAAAGUCCAUGUGCAUUUGUUGUCCUAAAAGAGGCAUACAAAAAAACUACUGAAACCGAAAUCUUGGCAUAUUGCCGGAAAAAGAUGUCAAAAUUUAUGGUUCCAAAGAAGGUGGAGUUUGUCAAGGACUUGCCGAAAACAGGAACAGGUAAGGUUCAAAAAGUAGAACUAAGGAAUGCAGCCAAAACCUUUGAAAUAUUUGACUACACGAGAUCUGAAAAGGAAGUUCAUCUGGAUCAAACUCGAUAUCACCAUUAUCAAGAAAAAGUCUUGGCAAUGUCACGACUUUGAAUAAAUUAUACUUAUAUUUUGUAAUUCUGAUGUAACUAAGCUUUCAACAAAGGGUAGAGAGAGCCCACAUGUAUUACUCGAUCAAUGUUAAUGCAAUUAAUACAAAUGGUUUUUGUUGCUUGUCAA